Messenger RNA from Rhododendron vialii, 1998 nucleotides. Its product is annotated as pectinesterase-like. Gene Ontology annotation, molecular function: pectinesterase activity; pectinesterase inhibitor activity. NCBI's taxonomy places the organism in Eukaryota, Viridiplantae, Streptophyta, Magnoliopsida, Ericales, Ericaceae. The coding region runs from base 134 to 1792 and encodes 552 amino acids. Gene Ontology annotation, biological process: cell wall modification. The transcript is spliced from 2 exons. The record is from RefSeq and is a predicted model, not a curated record.
AUUGUCAUGUAUUAGAAAAUUAUAUCCUGAGUCUUGAUUAACCUCCUCAAGAUUAAUUCUAUUUAAAGGAGGACAAGAGGAGAAGAGAAACUCAGUGCUAGAAAGGGGCUGAAGAUCACAUUUUGCUAAAAUCAUGGCAACAACUCAUCAGCCUUUGCUAGACAGUACCCCCAAAACCAGAACCUCUCUCUCCAAAUCUCUCUUUCUUCUUCUCUCUCUAGUUGCCAUCAUAGGCCCAAUUGCCAUAGUCACCACAAGGCUAACCAAUCCCACCUCUCCUAAUCCUCCUCUAUCGAGCCAGCUUUGUGACAGGGCCGUCGACCGGGCCUCAUGCUGGGCUAUGGUGUCGGAAACAGCAUCAUCAGGGGACUUGAUGCAAAUGGACGGUGUAGAUUUGUUGCGGGAGUUUCUAAAGAAAUCCACGUCAGCCAUACGAGACGUUGUGGAGACAACGAGCGAUGUCAACCGACGGAUCAACUACCGAAAGGAUCAAGCGGCUUUGGCCGAUUGCCUGGAGUUGAUGGACCUAUCCAUGGGCCGAAUCACAGACUCUGUGCUAGCACUCAAGAAGCGAACGGGCCGUUCCCAUUCGGACGCCCAUUCGUGGCUGAGCAGUGUGCUUACCAACCACAUUACGUGUUUGGACGGGCAAAAUGGGCCGGCUCGGCCUAUGAUGGAGCCGGCCCUGAAUAACUUAAUAGCGAGAGCAAGAAAUUCCCUUGCCAUGGUGGUGGCAGUAUCGCCACCACUGCCAGAAGACGAGCUGCUCCUCCGGCCACUUAACGGGCUUCCUAGGUGGAUUGCUAGUGGAGACCGGAGGCUUUUGAUGGCUCCGGCGAAGGACAUAAAAGCCAACGUGGUAGUGGCGAAGGAUGGGAGUGGGAAUUAUAAGACUGUCACCGAAGCCGUGGCAUCCGCACCAAACAAGGGGAAGACUCGGUACAUUAUUUACGUGAAGAAGGGAACGUACAAGGAAAAUGUUCGGAUAGGGUCAAGCAAGAAGAAUGUGAUGCUUGUGGGUGACGGCAUGGAUUCUACCGUUAUUACCGGUAGCUUGAAUGUUAUAGAUGGUUCAACAACGUUCAAUUCUGCAACUGUUGCUGCUGUUGGGGAUGGAUUCAUGGCUCAAGACAUCUGGUUCCAAAACACGGCCGGGCCCAAGAAGCAUCAAGCCGUGGCAUUACGCGUUGGAGCUGAUAUGUCGGUCAUAAACCGCUGCCGCAUCGAUGCCUAUCAGGACACCCUUUAUACCCACACCAACAGGCAAUUCUACCGAGACAGUUAUAUUACUGGCACAGUGGACUUCGUCUUCGGCAACGCAGCCGUCGUGUUUCAAAACUGCAAACUAGUGGCCCGAAAGCCCAUGAGUGGACAGGCCAACAUGGUAACGGCCCAAGGCCGAGAAGACCCAAACCAAAACACGGGAACUUCAAUCCAGAGCUGCAACGUGACAGCCAGCCCGGAUCUGGAGCCCGUCAAGGGUACCAUAAAAUCGUACUUGGGCCGCCCGUGGAAGGCGUACUCCAGGACCGUUUACAUGCAAUCGAAUAUCGGCAACCACAUUGACCCGACGGGUUGGUCGGUGUGGAGCGGAGAUUUCGGUUUGAAAACGUUGUACUACGGCGAGUACAUGAAUAAAGGGCCUGGAGCCGGUACCAGUAAACGGGUCAAGUGGGCGGGUUACAGGGUCAUCACGAAUCCGGCUGAAGCCAGGAAAUUUACAGUGGCUGAGCUGAUACAAGGAGGGGUGUGGUUGAAGUCCACUGGGGUAACCUAUACAGAAGGCUUGUGAAUGAUGUUCCUAUGUAUUAUAUUGUUCCCUUGUUCUACCAGCACUUGCUUUGGUUCUUAGGUUACUCUCUAAUAAUGUGUUAUGUGUGCUAGCAUAUAUGGGUCUUUGUUUUCGUUUCGCGCUCAGCGAACAAAGUACGUAGCUCAUGGGAUGGCAUAAUAUUCUGGGCUUUCAUAAAUAAUUUUCUCUGGCUCUCUCGCGGGUUA